This is a messenger RNA of Hypomesus transpacificus, 951 nucleotides long. Its product is annotated as probable G-protein coupled receptor 148. Lineage: Eukaryota; Metazoa; Chordata; Actinopteri; Osmeriformes; Osmeridae. Gene Ontology annotation, biological process: G protein-coupled receptor signaling pathway. The transcript has a single exon. The record is from RefSeq and is a predicted model, not a curated record. Gene Ontology annotation, cellular component: membrane. Gene Ontology annotation, molecular function: G protein-coupled receptor activity. The coding region runs from base 1 to 951 and encodes 316 amino acids.
AUGGGCAACAUGCGCAACGUCUCAGAGGAGUGGUUCCAGAGUUUGCACAGCUGGCACCUGGACUUGUUCUUCAUCCCCACCACCCUCCUCACCAUCGUCACCCUGCUGGCCAACCCCGUCCUGCUCGCGUGCAUCCUGCUCAGCCACACCCUGUGCCAGGAGACCCGCUAUCUCCUCGUGGCCAACACCCUGGCCGCUGACAUCGUCUUCCUCCUCCUCAACCUCACCACGGUGGUCUGCAACGCCCUGAGCGUGGAGAUGCUGCGGCUGCUCUGCGACUUGGUCUCCGCGGCGACGGUCACGGCCUACUGCUGCGCCAUCCUCACCGUCACCCUCAUGGUGGCCGACACGUACGUGGCGGUGCGCUGGCCGCUUCGCUACCACGACCUGCUCCCGCUGGCCCGCACCAGGCGCAUCCUGGCAGGGGUGUGGGUGGGUGCAGCCAUGUACCCGCUGUCCCAGGUCAUCCUGAUGGAGGUGAUGGGGGACAACGUGCGUCAGAGGCCGGCCAUGUGUCUGGUCCUCAUCUCCCUGGGCACCAUGGGGGGGAACACCAUGGUCGGGGUCCAUUUGUACUUUGCCACCGGCGUUUUCCUGUGCACCUUUUUGAUCCUGUACUGCUACAUCCGCCUCUACAUGGUGACCAAGACCCAGGGCAUCUGGCAGAGUCGCUACUCCCGAGCCCGGGUCACCCUGCUGGCCCACGGGGUUCUGCUCCUGCUCUACUUUGGACCGGGCCUGGUGUUCACCGUGGAGCUCUUCCUGUUGAGGAACGAGCGAGUGAGCCUGGACGUGCGCGUGUGGCUCAACACGGUCAACAUGUGCGUGUUCACGCUGCUACCCCGAGUGUGCGCCCCCUUCCUGUACGGUUUGAGGUACAGGGAGAUCUCGGACACUGUGCUGCACCUGCUGCAUCGAUGCUGGAGGCCCAGUCAGGUCACUGGGGUCUAG